This is a messenger RNA of Lotus japonicus, 584 nucleotides long. RefSeq lists its product as uncharacterized. The transcript is spliced from 4 exons. Gene Ontology annotation, biological process: protein secretion; intracellular transport. The record is from RefSeq and is a predicted model, not a curated record. Lineage: Eukaryota; Viridiplantae; Streptophyta; Magnoliopsida; Fabales; Fabaceae. The coding region runs from base 199 to 411 and encodes 70 amino acids.
UUAAACCAAAAAAAAAAAAGAAACUGUCCCUGAGAAUCUGAGAUCCCCUGAGAACCAGAGCAACCACCACAUAGCGAGAGACGGUGUCGUUUAGCGGUGGUCCGAUCGGCGACUUGAACUUGCACCGCCGCAUCGUAGCGAAUUCCAAUACAAGCAACCUCCAUUACUUGAUUAUUCCACUUCCUACAUACCACAGAUAUGUCAGCUCUAUUUAAUUUCCACUCGUUUCUGACGGUUGUGCUGCUCGUGAUUUGUACCUGCGCUUUUCUCAAGAUGCAGUUCCCAGCCAUCCUCGAACAGAAAACUGGGUUUCGGGGAUUCUUUUGGAAGGCUGCUAGAAUAGGGGAACGGUUAAGCCCUUGGGUGGCUGCAGGAUGUUUUACAAUGGGCGUGUCAACUCUAUUCUUCUGAUUGCAAAAUAUAAAGCAGUUCUGUAUCUUUGUUUAUCACAUUGAGCUGCUGAUAGGUCACAAUUUAUUUGUAAUUGCAUUUGUAUUUGUGAACAGCUUAUCAAAUCGAGAUAUGUAUCGUGUAUCGCUAGACCCUAAUAUAUGAAUCGUAUCGUAUCGUAUAAUGUAUCGUCA